AUGGAUUGUGGUCUUGUGCAGGUCAUAAUGGUUGAAACCGAAGCAAAUGAUCAAGCUAUUAAACUACAUGUAACUGAAGAUAUUGACACAAAUGAUUUUGUAGAAGCAACAUGUGAAUCUGAAAAAAUUAACGAUGUUGAUGUGAACAUUGAGUGUGACGAAGAUGAAGUUAGUGAUGAAAGUAUAUUGGGAAAGGUUUUCGAUACCGUAGAUGAUGCAUAUAACUUUUAUAAUGAUUAUGCGUUUUUACAUGGAUUUGGUAUACGUAAAAAUGACAUAUUUAAAAGCUUGAAAACAAAUGAGCCUUUUCGGAAGAUCUAUGUAUGCAACAAAGAAGGGUUCAAACGGAGUAAAAAAAUGAUUCAAGUGAAAAUGAGACAAAACGUCGUAGAGAUGUUAGAACCGGAUGCCAAGCAAGGCUUCGAAUUACAAUACAAAAGGAUGGGAAAUGGGUUGAAACCUAGUAUGGUUAAAAAGGCUAUUAAUGCAAUGAAAACCUCAAAUGAAGUUGAUGUUACUUCAAAGCAAUGUGCUGAUGUCUUAUCCGAGCAACGAAAACAACAUAAAGGAAAAGAGUUUUAUGGACUUAUAAAACAUUUUCAAGAUAAAACAUUAGUUGAUAAUGACCAGUAUUUUGUCGUGGAUUUGUGCGAUGAUGGGUGUCCUAAAAAUAUUUUCUGGGCUGAUGGAAGAUCAAGAGACGCCUAUACAAAGUUUGGAGAUGUUGUUGUGUUUGAUGUCACUUAUAUGACAAACAAAUUCAAGAUACCUUUUGCUCCCUUUACUGGGGUGAAUCAUCAUGGACAGUCUAUACUUUUUGGUGGAGCAUUGCUAGAAAACGAAAAGGAAGAAACAUUUGAAUGGUUAUUUGAGCAUUUCCUCAAAUGUAUGUUUAACAAAUAUCCGAAAGCAAUUAUUACUGAUCAAGACAAAGCUAUGGGAAAUUCAAUAAAAAGAGUUUUUCCAAACACUCGUCAUCGUUUUUGUGAAUGGCAUAUCAAGAAGCAUGAACCGGAACACCUCUGA
Messenger RNA from Lactuca saligna, 1026 nucleotides. Lineage: Eukaryota; Viridiplantae; Streptophyta; Magnoliopsida; Asterales; Asteraceae. The record is from the annotation of a GenBank genome assembly.